Molecule: messenger RNA, 4202 nt
Organism: Pristis pectinata (smalltooth sawfish)
Lineage: Eukaryota; Metazoa; Chordata; Chondrichthyes; Rhinopristiformes; Pristidae
Product: neural cell adhesion molecule L1-like
Exons: 28
Coding region: 437-4198 (1253 amino acids)
Biological process (GO): brain development; cell-cell adhesion
Molecular function (GO): cell-cell adhesion mediator activity
Source: RefSeq, a predicted model, not a curated record
CAGGGUGGAGAACAGUUCUUGAUAUAUGACUCGCUUGGUUCCGACUACUUGCUGCAUUCGCUGCGUUUCAAAUCUGUGGCCAGAUGUUGCCCUGCUUCCCUCUCAGCCAGCUGACGGUCUCUCCCCAAGGAUAUUGUUGCAUACUUAUCAGGUGUGCAUGGUGAAGCAGAAACUGCAGCCGCCUUGUAGGGAAAGAUUGGUGACGAGGCUGAAUUAGGCUGACUAGUAGCAAUAGAAGGAGCAGCGAUCUUUCACUGUGCAGGCUUGGUAUUGACUCUGUGACGUUGGAGUGCUUGCAAAUUUCUUCAAAUCAGAGCCCUCCAACCCUCCUUCUCCCACCUUCCCUGCACCCACCCCCACCUGUCAACGUCCCCACCACCCCGGCUCAUCAACACGACUUUUUGGUGGAUGUAAUGUCACUCGGCUGAUUGGGAAAAUGACCGGGAAUAAAAGGGCUUUCCUGCUGCUGUCGCUGACUCUGCUUCUGCUGAACCUUUGCCAAAACUGCAAAUCCAUCAGCAUUCCUCGUCAGUACAAUCUGCAAAAGAAAUUGCCAAAACCUCCAAAAGUCACCGAGCAGACUCCAGAGAACUACACAGUCUUCCCAACUGAUGACAUUGUGCUCAAAUGUGAAGCAACAGGUGAUCCUACACUCGUGUAUCGUUGGACAAAAGACGGGACAUUUUUCGAUCCUUCGCUGGAUCCCCGCGUGACAAUGAAUAAGACCUCGGGCACCAUGGUGAUCGCCACCUCCAACAACGGCGUUUCCUUCAGGGGCUACCAGGGGACGUACCGUUGCUACGUCAGCAACAACGGUGGCACCGCAAUCUCCUCCAACAUCAACCUCAAAACAGAGAGUACUCCUAAGUGGCCCAAGGAGAGGGUUCAGCAGUUAAGGAAAGAAGAGGGAGAGUCCUUGGUGUUGCAAUGCAACCCCCCCACCAGUAUGGCCUCCUCCAUGAUCAUCUGGAUGACGAGCAAACUGUUCAACAUAAAGCUGAGCGAACGGGUGUCACAGGGACUGGAUGGGAAUCUGUACUUCUCCAACCUGCUGGUGAACGACAGCCUGGAAGACUACACCUGCUAUGCUCAGAUCCCAGGAACCCGCACCAUCAUCCAGAAGGAGCCCAUUGCACUUGAAGUGACUACGUCAAACUCCGUGAAGUACCGUAAGCCACGGCUAUUGCAUCCCAAGGGUCACAGCAGCUUCAGGCUGGCUCUCCGAGGGCGCCCUCUCUACCUGGAGUGCUUCGCAGAGGGACUCCCGACUCCCACCGUGCACUGGGAGCGACUGGACGGGAACCUGCCAAGUGGCCGCAUCAGCUACGAGAACUUCAACAAGACUCUGAAGAUCCACAAUGUGGUGGAGGAUGAUGACGGAGAGUACCGGUGUGCUGUGAGGAACCGGCAGGGCCAGGUCAAGCACACCUACAGUGUGUCUGUGGAGGCUGCUCCCUACUGGGUGAAGGAGCCACAGGACGGUGUUUACGGCCCAGGGGAAAAUGUGCUGCUCGACUGCGACGUGGACGCAAAGCCGAAGGCUGAGAUCCGCUGGAGCGUGAACGGAGUGCCUCUGAACGAGACGGACCCCGACCCGCAGAGGAAGGUAUCAGGCAGCCGUGUCAUCCUGAUGGCAGUCAAGAAAGAGGACUCUGCCGUCUACCAGUGCGAGGCCGAGAACAAGCACGGCACACUGCUGGCCAACAUCAUCGUGCAGGUCGUCGAACUGCCCGCUCAGAUCCUCACCCCCUCCAACCACGAAUACCAUUUAGUGGAGAAGCAGACUGCGUACAUUCACUGCAAGGCCUUCGGGGCUCCCACCCCCAAAAUCCAGUGGAACAAGGAAGAAAUGCAGGCUGUUUUGCAGGAUGUUCGCUACUUCCUGUACACCAAUGGGACACUGAGAAUCCAAGACGUGCAGAAGGCGGACGAAGGCAUCUAUACCUGUAACGCCUCAAACAGAAUCGGCGAGGACAGCCUGCUGGCCACUCUGUUUGUUAAAAAUGCGAGCCAGAUCGUCGAGCCUCCGAGAGAACAGCACAUUCAGCGGCUGCACGCGGUGACCUUCCGGUGUCUGGUGGAGGUGGACCCUUCGCUGUAUCCUCCCGAGCUGCAGUGGAAGAAGGAUGGGGAGCCCAUUGACGAGGCUGCCGACGACGAGAGCAAGUAUCACAUCCGAGAAGGCCUCCUGAAGGUCAAAAACGUCAGCUACGAAGACGAGGGGAUUUACACGUGUGUGGCCCAGACCAGCCUGGACUCAGUGACGGCGAGUGCGCAGCUCAUUGUGGUCGAUCGCCCGGACCCACCCUUUGACCUGCAGAUGGAAAACUUCAAAGCCAGGGAGGUGCUGCUGUCCUGGAGCCCGGGAAAUGAUCACAACAGUCCCAUUGAGGAAUUCAUCGUCGAGUUUGAGGAGAACAACUUUGAACCGGGCACGUGGCACAAGCUGAGGCAAGUGGACGGCGACCAGCUGGCAGCAGUGCUGGAGCUCUCUCCUCACGUCAAUUACAGCUUCAGGGUCAUUUCCGCCAACCGCUUUGGGAGGAGUGACCCCAGCGAGGCCACAGACCGCUACAUGACCCCGUCGGCAGCCCCAGACAAGAAUCCAGAGGGAGUGAAAGGAGAGGGAUCUCUUCCCAGUAACAUGAUCAUCUCGUGGCAGGUUCUGAAGGGGCUGGACCAGAACGCUCCUGGCCUUCAGUACAUUGUGAAGUGGCGACGGCUGGGCGUGGAGGACGAGUGGAAGGAGCUCGUGGUGGACAGCCCUCCCUACGUGGUCAACUCCACCCCCACCUUUGUGCCCUACCAGAUACAAGUGCAAGCCUUCAACCAGGAAGGGGCGGCUCCAGAGCCCAACACUGUCAUCGGCUACUCGGGCGAAGACUAUCCCCUGGAGAGCCCUGAGUCGGUGUCCGUGGAGAACAUAAGCUCAUCAUCUGUCAGAGUAAAGUGGACUCGAGUCACUGCAGAGUCGCUUCGUGGGCACCUUAAGGGGUAUAAGAUCAGCUACUGGAAACAUCACAGUGCGGAGCAUCACCACCAGACCGUCCAUGGGGACCACAACCACGCUUUCCUCGAGGACCUCAAGCCAUAUACCAAGUACAACCUUGUGGUGAAGGUGUUCAACAGCAAGGGAGAGUCACCUGACGCCAAACCUCCCUACCAGUUCACCACCCUCGAGGGAGUUCCCAGUAAGCCAACGUGGUUGCGCCUGAAAUUACUGAAGGACACUGAGGUUGUCGUUUCAUGGAGCCCGCCCCAGCAUCCCAAUGGGAUCCUCACUGGAUAUGUGUUGCAAUAUGAGCAGAUUAACGGGAUGGUGAGCAGCCCCCUGAGAGAGCAGAUCAUACCGUCCCCCACCACCACCAAUGUGACUGUGCACGACCUCCAGCCGAACGCCUUCUACAAGUUCCACGUUAUGGGACAAACCUCGGUGGGCAGGGGCAUGACUGCCGAAGGGGGUAUUUUCACCAGCCAGAAGGGAGGGCCCAGAGUGCUGAAUAACAUCAGCUACGCCGUGGGUCACACACACACCAACAUCAGUUGGAUCGGGGUGGAGGGACACCGGGUCACAGAGCUCCAAGUUCAGUACAUGAGCAAAGAUGGUGAGGGUGGUUGGAAGGUCUCAAAACCAGUGAACUCCACUCAGAACUUCUUCAUGCUGGACGGUCUGCAGCCAGGGACGUCCUAUCGCAUAAAGCUGUGGCAGCUCGGGCAGUUCGAGAACCUCACUGUUUGGGACAAGGAGGUGGAGACCAUCAGGCCAAUAGUCAAGGCCAACAAUGGGAUCGCCACCCAGGGCUGGUUCAUCGGCCUGAUCAGUGCCGUCGUCCUUCUCAUGCUCAUCCUGCUCAUCGUCUGCUUCAUCAAGAGAAACAAAGGAGGCAAGUACUCAGUGAAGGAUAAGGAGGAUGCCCACGUCGACUCGGAGGCCAGGCCCAUGAAGGACGAGACCUUCGGUGAAUAUAGUGACAACGACCAGGAAGAGAAGCCCUUCGACGGGAGCCAGCCCUCGCUGGACGAGCAGAUCAAGCCUCUGGGCAGCGACGACAGUCUGGUGAACUACGGGGAGAGCGUGGACGUGCAGUUCAACGAGGACGGCUCCUUCAUCGGGCAGUACAGUGGCAAGAAGGAGGACAAGGAAGCAGCCGGGAGCUCAGGAGGAGGCUCCCCGCUCAACGUUGACAUGUUGGAUUAGGAGA